Prorocentrum cordatum is the source of this 195-nucleotide messenger RNA. The record is from the annotation of a GenBank genome assembly. NCBI's taxonomy places the organism in Eukaryota, Dinophyceae, Prorocentrales, Prorocentraceae.
GUCGGCAAGCUCAGCCCGUUCGCGGUCGAGAACAGUGAGGUCAGGGAGCAGAGGCGGCACCUGGAUUCCAGCGCGGAGGAUUUCUUCGUCUGGCGCCUCUCCCUCAUCCGGUCCCUGGACCCGCCCGUGCAGUUAGAUGCUGCGACGGCCUCCAGAAGUUGGAAGCCUGUCGCCUUCCUUCGGCGCACCGCCGAC